This is a messenger RNA of Ylistrum balloti, 3231 nucleotides long. RefSeq lists its product as uncharacterized. The transcript is spliced from 17 exons. Lineage: Eukaryota; Metazoa; Mollusca; Bivalvia; Pectinida; Pectinidae. The record is from RefSeq and is a predicted model, not a curated record. The coding region runs from base 1 to 3231 and encodes 1076 amino acids.
AUGGAGGGUCUCCCGGAUGAGGAGCGCCCUGAGGAACACACCGGCAAAUACACAGACGUUCCCACAGAGGCCAGCGACGAGGAAUCGAUAACAGAAAACGCUGAAAGUCCAUCUGAGGCACCUGUCGAGGAACAAGCUGAAAAUCGUCCAUAUAUACAGACAGAGAAACAGUCCGAGAUACAAGCUGAUGAACGCGCCAACAGUCCACCCGAGAAACCCGUAGACGAGUACAUCGAUAGUCUCCCUGAAAAACCCGUCGAGGAAUACGCCGAAAGUCCCCCCGAUAUACCCGCUGAAGAAUACGACGGAAGUCCUUCACAUAUAGUUCUCGAUGAAGACAUUGGGGAAGGCAAAGGACGAGUAACCGAACAUCGAGAGAAGAAAUGGAUCAAACCAGUGUUAAAGAAACCUAAUAAUAAAAGAGAGUCGAUCAAAUUGAAUGUACGUGUUAUAUCUCCGGGAUUUGAGAAAGAGGAGGAUUUUGAAAUUCCACAAAAAGUGUACCGCGAACCGAACAAGACUGUCGUGAACACAAGGUGGGCUUCUAGUGAACGGUCUGGGUUACGGUCACGUGAGAGUAAAAGUCAACAGCGGUCUCGGCCCAAUAGACGACAUACGGUUUCUUUUCCAAACGCGCCUUUGUCACACUACAAUGAACUGAAAGACAGCAAAGUUCGCGACGUGGAUUAUUCAGAAGAUGUAGAUAAAAGCGCUGAAAUUGUCACCUCGAAAGAAGAUGCCACGACCCCGAAAUUCGAGAGGAAACUUCAACGAAAUAGCAUACAUUCUCUUCAUUAUACUCCGAGAUUACCUAAACCAUAUAGGAAGAUUUCUCGCUCCAAUACUAUAACAGACUUUUCGUUAGGGAAUAUUGACUUCAAAAAGUUUCAUGAAGAUAAUGUGAAACGCAGGCAUGCGGAGUUGUCAAUGAAAGAACGCAGCCACACAGUGCCUUUUGAACUACCCUCAAGACCUUCUAUGUGGAACCAUAUGAGUUCAAUACUUCUAAAGGACAAGGAUCCAUUCCUCUUUGAAAAAGGCUCAUUGGAUGAUAUUAGGGCGUCUCUUUCAGCAGCAAGGAAGAAGAGUGUUUCUCAAUCAGGUUUUUGGCAGCUGGCGUCUGCGUCUGUUUAUGAGUUUAAAGCCAAUAAAUCUCACGAAUUCAGUGACGUAGCUAUGGCAUUAUUCACCAAACAGAAAGCUGUGGAAAAAAUGCGAAAUAAAAUAGAAAAAAAGAUGGACCUUCCGGAGGGAAGAUUUGCACGGAUAGCUGCUUUGAGACAAAAAAUGGAGUCAAUUGAGAGGAGAUUUAGGUCAAUGAAAUUAAUCAAUUCAUCUUCUAAAACUACAGAUGAUAAGAUUGACGACUUUGACGAAGAAGAAUUUCGUCAGCCUAAAUUUUCAAAGCCAGGCGAGGCUAUGGGGUUCUUCCGCAAGUGUACCCGGAUGAUCAUGAUCGUUCUCAAGUGGAUUGACCUAAUCAUGGAUGACCAAAACCGGUUGGAGAAAGAACUGAAGUCAUUUGUGGACAUAGCUAAUGAAGUUGAAGCAUCUACUGUGUCACAAUCCAUGCUGGACAGUGGACUCUCAUUUGACAAGAAUAUGUUUAAAGCGAAAAGGGAGAUUUCCUUGACUGCAGAUCACAGAAAGACCCUCACCACCAGGUGGAAUUUUCGUAGCCCUGAAAUGAUUCAACAGGUGAUGCACGGUCUUCAGGCACUGCGAUCACUGUCCGAAUAUCCACUACACACACAGGAAAAGCUGUGCAAGGUGGCGUGGUACCAAACGAUAGGUCCGAAAAAAGCCAUUGUCAGACAAGGCCACAAGGCUGAAUCUUUCUACUUUAUUCUGUCAGGUGUUGCAUACGUGAAAAAAAUGAUUUAUGAUGAGAAGACAAGAGAAACGCGUGUUAACACCAUGGCGAGGCUGACAAAAGGGAUGAGUUUUGGGUUCUCUUGGGAGGACGGGGAAAUCGGCCUGAUUUUCAACACAUUACGGACAGCUACUGUAGAGAGCGCUUCACCAAUGGAACUUCUCGUGAUUGGCAAAGAAGAUUUUAACAGAAUAUUUAUGAAGGCAGAAAACCCAGACGAGGAAGCCGAACACGUUCAGUUCCUUCGACAAGUGCCAUUGAUGCAGACAUGGCCGAUUGAGAAGCUAGAGAACGAACCAGGGUCAUGUCUACUGCAUUUUUUCAAAAGAGGGACUCUGAUAACUGAAGACGGUAAAGCCAGUGAAUGGUUGUAUUUCAUCAAGUCUGGCUCAUGUGAAGUUCUUAAAAAGCUCAGAUCGACUAAGGCUAAGAAAGCUGGUCAAGUUCAAAGAAAACUGGACCCCAUGUGUGACGUCAUAUUGCCCGAGUUGGGUAAUACGCCUUCUCCAAGAGUAAAUACGGGUCAAACGAAGAAGAGAAGGGAGUUUGUGAUGUCACCAGAAGUAUAUGAUGAUAUGUCUAGAUAUUACGAUCAGCUCAAAAAGAAAAUUAUUGGGGAACGAGUCAAAGAAAAGGCUAGGCUGGAUAGGCUGGAUGUACCAACUCCAGACCCAGAGAGGGUCAGAUUGACUCUCCCUCGCCUCACCAGUACCAACACCACAGGUCACAUGGUGACGUUACGUGAGGAGGAAGAGGAGGAAGGAGAAAGUCGCGUACCUAGCGGGUUUUCCAGUGUCAAAAGCUUUGAUUUAAGGAUACCCCCAUACAAGUCCACCAAGCCCGAGAAUUCCCCGGAAAUAUCUCAAAGUCCAAUGGACAAAUAUGCCAAAAUCACUCUUGGCAAAUUGUCAGCACAUUUUAUGUUUCCGACAGUGGAUAAACUCCAGUCGAUGAAGCCUUCCCCACGAGACAGUCCGGAGUUUAAAGAACAGCUGACCAGCCGACGGGAAAACGUCUUCGUUAUGAUAGAACUGUUACAUCCUAAAGACACCUUCGGAAUCAACACUUUGACUGGCUGGGGGAGUGAUGACAUCGACGAUAUGUUGAACGAUUCCCCUCCCACAGCUUUGGUGAGCAAUGGUGCGGAAGUGGUCAUGUUAUCGAAAAAGGUGUUCCUGAAGUACAUGAACGACGAUGUCAGAUGUAUGCUUAGGGAAAACGUGCGUGCUUAUCCGAAAGAGACUGUAAUGCAGGACAACUUACAGCGAAAGCUGGACUGGGAUGAAUAUAGAUCUUCAGUAAUCAAAGACUGGGUCUCUACUCGUACAAUACUACGAGAAAUCAGUGCUAUAGUGUGA